Molecule: messenger RNA, 3101 nt
Organism: Entelurus aequoreus (snake pipefish)
Lineage: Eukaryota; Metazoa; Chordata; Actinopteri; Syngnathiformes; Syngnathidae
Product: lysophosphatidic acid receptor 2-like
Exons: 5
Coding region: 437-1552 (371 amino acids)
Biological process (GO): G protein-coupled receptor signaling pathway
Cellular component (GO): membrane
Molecular function (GO): lysophosphatidic acid receptor activity
Source: RefSeq, a predicted model, not a curated record
AAGAACACUCCAAAAAAAAAGUCCCGGAAGAAGUAGUCAGCGGUUCGCCUGAGGACAUUGCGGCUUUGUUCCAAGUUGUGUGCUGGAACGGAGCCUCGCUGAAAUCCCAACUUUCUUUUGUUUGUGCCUCUUUUUUUGGUGGGGGGUUUGUUCUCAGGAUUGUUCACCUUUUGGGCGUCUUCGCGGGAGGUGACCUCAGGUACCACACUUGCUCUGCUAGCUCGACGCUUUCGGUGGAUUUACUGCACAAACCAGCUCAAAUUGUCCACAGAAGAUGAGCAUUCUCACCCGAGCAGCUGAUGGCAUGCUGCCCUGCAGGCCGUCGGAGAGAGGGCGAGUCUGAAUGGCGCCCUAGUUCCGCCCCUCAUCUCCCUGUCUGAAAACGCCUUGACCCCUUCUCUCAGGAACCGCAGAGCGCCCCGCCGACCUCUCCACUAUGGAUAUACGGAGCGACGACACAGAGGGCUGCUAUUACAACCGCACCGUCAAGUUUUUCUACGAAAAGAGUAACAAGACCAUCAGCGACCACUGGCGUGGCCGCGACUACGUGGUCGUCACGCUGGGCAUGACAGUCUGCUUCAUUGUCAUCUUUUCCAACCUUCUGGUUAUUGGGGCCAUUUUAAAAAAUAGACGCUUCCACUUUCCCAUCUACUACCUUUUGGGUAACCUGGCCUUGGCAGACCUCUUCUCAGGUAUCUCCUACCUCCACUUGAUGUUCCACACGGGUCCGUGGACCAUCAAACUGUCCAAGCACCAGUGGUUCGUGCGUCAGGCUCUCAUCGACACCAGCCUGACCGCCUCCGUCCUCAACCUCCUGGCGGUGGCGUUGGAGCGCCACCAGACCAUCUUCCAGAUGCAGCUCCACAGCAAAAUGAGCACACGGCGCGUUUUCGUCCUCAUGCUCUUAAUUUGGCUGGUCGCCAUCAUCAUGGGCCUGGUGCCCACCAUGGGCUGGCACUGUCUGUGCGACCUGGAGAACUGCUCCACCAUGGCGCCGCUCUACAGCCGCAGCUACCUGGUGUUCUGGGCAGUCCUCAACCUCCUCACCUUCUCCGUCAUGGUGGGCGUCUACACCCGCAUCUUUUUGUACGUGCGGCACAAGAGUGAGCAGAUGUCACGGCACACCACACAAAUAAGACAACGUGAGACCGUGUUGAAACUGAUGAAGACCGUCUCCAUGAUCUUGGGCUGCUUUGUGAUCUGCUGGACACCCGGCCUGGUGGUGCUGCUGCUCGACGGCCUGGGCUGCGACAAGUGCAAAGUGCUGCGCUACGAGAAGUACUGCCUGGUGCUGGCCGAGUGCAACUCCCUGGUCAACCCCAUCAUCUACUCCUUCAGGGACAAGGACAUGAGGAGGACCUUCAAGGAGAUCCUCUGCUGCAUGUUCUGGCGCGGCGGCGACCACACGAGCACGUCUGGAGUUAACUUUAACUCCCUGGAGCACGAGAACUCAAAGUCUCGCGACGUGGAGCUGAUGGAGAAGAGCAACGGGACGCCGCUCAUCAGCAACGCCUCGGAGGACAGGACGCAGCCUUUGCAGAGUUGGAAUUAACACACAAACGCCUCAAGAUUGUGGAGAAGUGACUCAAUCCGUUUGGAAAGGGAAAGUGGGCGGGGCCUCAAACCUCAAGGAAGGUCUGGACCCUAUUUCCUGUUUUACGACUUCUCCCAAACAUUCACAAAGUUAUUCAUCGUGUGCAAGACUUAACGAGUCCUUGUUGCUCACCCCUAAAUCUUCUGUACCAGUAAAGAACAAAUACACAAUUUUGUUUUUAUUAAAACCGUUUUUUUUGCAAUCCACCAACUCAAAAGGGCUAAAUGUUAUAUUUGUAAGGUUUUUUUUAUUUAGAUAUUUUUUCUUCUUAAUGAGACGUGACCUCAUGUCAGCUUUCUUCUUCAUGUCCAGUUCAAGUCAGGAAGAAGUUAUUCAAUCUUUUAGGAUUUCUACUGACUGAAGAAAAAAAAAACCUAAUAUUGGCAAUAAAUUCUCUAUUUUGUGUUUUACUAACUUUAGCUCGGUUUAAAAAAAAUAGUUUUUUUUCUUCAUGUUUCUAUUUGCUAAAAAAAACCCACAAAAGACAAUCCUGCAUUUUCUAAAAGUGAAAUUGUUAGAUAAAUAAUAUUUGGUAUAAAAAGUCCAGAAAAUAAAUGACAUUUCUGCAAAUAUAAAUCAUAACUGUGCCAUAAAUCUGUGUGGGAGAUUAAUUUUAAUUAAAAGUCAGGAAAAUUUUAUUUGGGCAAAGAGGUUGGAAAAAUAUUUAAUGCAAAAAGUUGUUGGCAAAACUAAGGAGUAAAAAUUUCAGUAAAAAUGGAUGCAAAUAAAAAUCACACAAAAAAAGUAUGAAAACUGAAUCUGCAAAACAGAAACAUUGUGCAAAAAAAAAUUAUUAAUGCAAGGUGUUAAACUAAACGUUAUGAAAAAAUUAAAUCUGCAAAAAUGUCUGGAUUUGUAUUUAUUUAUUAUUUUUCAAAAUUAAAAGUGGAGCAUUUUUGCAAAUACAUUUUUUAUUGUUUUUGUGUGUGAAAAGUUAGAAAAGUGUGUUAGAUUGUUGUCAAAUAUUACACAUUUAUUUAGCAACAUUUUUUAAAAGUACCCAUUUGUACAAACAUUUAUUUUGGUAAAAAGUUAGAAUGUCAGAAAUCUAAUUAGUGCAAAAAGCCAGGGCAACAAAAAAAAAAAGCAUGCCUAAAAAGUUCUGGAAAAAUGCCCUGAAAAUAGUACAAAAGUAGUCGAAAAUGUUCAUUUGUUUGAAAGUUAGAGAUUUGUUCUUUUUUGUUGAAAGUAUAACUUUUACAAAAUAAAUGUGCAAAAAUCAGUGAAGUGAAAUGGAGAAUACAAGUGAACGUGAUAUGACGCAGCAAAGCUAGUGAAACACAAAAUUUGGGUACCUGUCAACAGUAAAAUUAUUUGCUGUGAAAAUACGUGUAUAGAUCUGUCAUAUUUUCAACAAUUAUUAUUAUUUUUUUUAAAUCUCAAGUAUGAGGAAGAGAAGAGAUGAAAAGUAUUUCUGCUGACUUGUGCAUAUUUGGUUUAGUAGAGGACUGAUCGAUGUUCUUUCUGAAGACAGUGAUGUCAUUAAAUAUUUUACAUUUACACACAG